AUGGACGUCUCCAUCAGCGGCCGCGACCUGCGCUGUCUGCAGCUGGCCUGCGCUGCCCUGGGCCUGCUGGCCGGCAGCAUCAUCAUCGGGGUGUCCGUCUCGUCCACGGCUGCGGCCGUGGGGGGCAUCUUCAUCGGAGCCGCUGGUCUUGGGCUCCUCAUCUUGGUCUAUCCCUUUCUGAACUCCCGCUUCAAUCUGGAUCGGUUCCUGCCUUCCCUGGGGAAUCUGAGGAUCCACCCCCAGCGUGGGAACAGUGCGGAGGAAGGGGCCCCCAGCGGUGAGGGGAAGAGCGAAGGAAUAAGAAGCCAUGUGUCCAACAGCCUUUCCACUGUGACCCGGACCCUGGAGAAACUGAAACCUGGAAGUGGCAGUGCCAGUGGGAGCCGAGGGACCGAGGAGGGCUGA
Sarcophilus harrisii (Tasmanian devil) is the source of this 405-nucleotide messenger RNA. It is a transcript of the gene KNCN, whose product is annotated as kinocilin. The record is from RefSeq and is a predicted model, not a curated record. The transcript is spliced from 4 exons. Bases 1 to 405 code for a protein of 134 amino acids. NCBI's taxonomy places the organism in Eukaryota, Metazoa, Chordata, Mammalia, Dasyuromorphia, Dasyuridae.